This is a messenger RNA of Octopus bimaculoides (California two-spot octopus), 1623 nucleotides long. RefSeq lists its product as uncharacterized. Lineage: Eukaryota; Metazoa; Mollusca; Cephalopoda; Octopoda; Octopodidae. The record is from RefSeq and is a predicted model, not a curated record. Gene Ontology annotation, biological process: regulation of gene expression. Gene Ontology annotation, cellular component: nucleus.
ACUACUUCCUUGUUGAGUUCACCUACUCGAUUUGAUAGUCACCACCAUCCCAGUCAAUGCUAGAAAACUUACAAUAAAACAAAUAAUAUACUGCAGCAGAAAAAAAGUUGCAAACUACUCAUUUUUAAAAACUAUUUUCCUUUUUCAGAAUAUUUAUUUUUUCUUUUCUUUAAAACUCAGUUUGAACUUGAAAUUUCUGAAGAAAAUGUCAUGUGCGAUAUAAAAGUUAAAAAUAUAAAUAAAAACAAACCAAAAAGAAAACUAUAUUUUUGAAUGGAUUGUCACAUAGUGGGGGAUCAGUUGGUACUGACAAUAUCUGUAAUUAAUCGAUCUUGUACUCAAUAACCAACGCUUAGGUAUACUUUCAGCUACACGAUUGUAGCAUGUUCUGUUUUCGUCACAGAGAGCAGGUGCUGAACACUUAGAUAGGUAGACUGCUUGGUAUCCAUACCUAACAUACAAUUGCCUAGCAGAUCCUUAAGGGCUGACUUUAAAACAGUCGCCGGAAUCUGUAGGGAAAUAUAUAGAUAUUAACAUUUCAACACACGCACUUACACACACACACACAUAUAUAUAUAUAUAUAAUAUAAUAUAUAUAUAUAUAUAUAUACAUAUAUAUAUACACCCACCCGCAUAUGCUAUAAUAUAGCCAUUAUUACCAACCCAAGAAUUAUAUCAGUCCAACUAGUGAUGGCAUCCAGGACUUUGUUUGCUUCUGAAAUUCCACAAAGAUUUGGUGGUCAUUGACAUUUUGUUGGAAAAUAAGGAAGUGCUUUGUAGCUUUCAUCCAUUACUUCCUCACAAAACCUCAACAUUAAUCAGCCUUUUUUUAAAAAAAAGGUAUCCCAUAAAAAGCAGCAUGAUGCAGACAGACGAUCCUUAUAUGUUUAUGAGAGGCAGCGAGUCCUUCUCACCCAGUGUCUUUCCCGACCCCAAAUCGUCAACUUCUGCUUCGACUUCAUCAACAACCCCUUCAACUGCUGGAAUUGCACCUUUGGACAAGAAACCCUUCAAAUGUUCUCAUUGUUCGAAGGCUUUUCUCUACAGCAGCAGCCUCACGGCUCACGAGAUGAUGAUGCAUCGUUCCGAUUUGCCGUAUGAGUGCCGCGACUGUGGGAGACGAUUUUCUCUCAACACUCAUUUAGAACGCCAUCAGAUGAUACACACUGGUGAGAGAUCUUACCAGUGCGAAGAAUGUGGUAAAACGUUCCUGCAUCAGCGUUAUGUCAACGCACAUGUUCGCCGUAUUCACAAUCUCAGCAGACCUUUCAAAUGUGAAUAUUGUACGAAAGCCUUUGCUCACAAUUGCCACCUCACAGAACACAUUGCCAUGCAUUCCAGGGAAAAGACCUGAAUGUGAAGCAAUGACAAUCCAAAUCUCUCCAUCCAACUUUCUCUAUAAGUAGGACCUAGUUACAGCCAUCUUCUGAUGAAUCUGCACAUGACUUCUGUUUUUUUUUUGUUUUUGUUUUUGUUCUCCUCAAACAUCCUUCUCCUUCUCUUUAUUCAAAAGACUGAAUUGAAAUGUCUGUUUAGUUUUUAAGAUAUCUAUGAUUCCCCUUUAGCAUGCUUACAUAUUAAAGUUAAUGAGGCUUUGCACACACACACACACACACACACACA